AUGUUGAAUAACAAUUCUAACUCUUGGAAGUGUAUCUUCUGUAUGAAGGACUUUCAUGGUGGGAUUUCACGUCUCAAGCAACACUUAAGAGGGGACCAUAGGAAUGCCAAAGUUUAUAAAGUAUGUCCACCACAUGUGAGAGAGGAGUUAAACAGACACAAGAAGAGGAAGGAUGACAAGAUAGCGGCUCGUAACAUGGUUCUCCAAGUAGAAGAAGAAGGUCUUGACGAGUAUGAUGAAGACGGCGAAAAGGAAAGUCAGCCGCGAUGGUCUGUCCAUGCUAAGAAGAGGAGAGUUAGAGGUCCAUUGGACAUGUAUGUGACUACUCCUCCGCCUGAUAUUUUUGCAAUGGCUAAGAAAGACAUUGUCAACUUCUUAGUUAAUUCUCCUAAAGGUUCUGUUUUCAUGAAGUUGAAAGAUGUCUCAGAAGUGGUGAAAGAUGCGACAUUGUUGUUUAAGAUGCUAUAUGAGAUGGUUGAGGAGAUUGGAGAAGCUUAUGUAGUUCAAGUUAUCACAGACAAUGCAAAGAGCUACAUAAAAUCUGAUAUGAAAAUUGCUUGA
Brassica rapa (field mustard) is the source of this 561-nucleotide messenger RNA. RefSeq lists its product as uncharacterized. Gene Ontology annotation, molecular function: DNA binding. Lineage: Eukaryota; Viridiplantae; Streptophyta; Magnoliopsida; Brassicales; Brassicaceae. The record is from RefSeq and is a predicted model, not a curated record.